Messenger RNA from Caenorhabditis elegans, 300 nucleotides. RefSeq lists its product as uncharacterized. Bases 1 to 300 code for a protein of 99 amino acids. The record is from RefSeq and is marked reviewed. NCBI's taxonomy places the organism in Eukaryota, Metazoa, Nematoda, Chromadorea, Rhabditida, Rhabditidae. The transcript has a single exon.
AUGUCGAAUUCAACUACCACCCCAACCGCACACGCGCCUUCUGAAGAAUCAAUCAUUAAUGGAAAAUCGAUUCCACAACCAAUGUUGGCUGGAGCCAUUUUUGGAGUGAUCUUUGGAAUUUUCUGCUUGAUUCUUCAUGUUUGUUUGGUUAGAUAUCUUGUCAAAGCUCGUGCAAAGCAUAUUCCAAAGGUUCGAAAAGUGAAAGCUAAGAAGGGAAAGAAGGACAAGAAAUUAAAGAAGAGUAAGAAGAGUGAUGAUACAAGUACUGGUGCAUCUACUGGAUCAUCAAUUGCCAUGUAA